Molecule: messenger RNA, 633 nt
Organism: Impatiens glandulifera
Lineage: Eukaryota; Viridiplantae; Streptophyta; Magnoliopsida; Ericales; Balsaminaceae
Product: zinc-finger homeodomain protein 9-like
Exons: 1
Coding region: 1-633 (210 amino acids)
Biological process (GO): regulation of developmental process; regulation of DNA-templated transcription
Cellular component (GO): nucleus
Molecular function (GO): DNA-binding transcription factor activity; transcription cis-regulatory region binding
Source: RefSeq, a predicted model, not a curated record
AUGAGAGGAAGAGGAGAAGAGAGAGAAAUUAAUGGUAAUGGAAAUGGAAUACCCAAUUCCAAUUUCUACUGUUUACCCAACACCCAAAACUUGGAAUCUCCGUCUUCAAUCUUCAAGCUUCCAUCUUCUUCCACCUCUGAUCAAACAAAUAUUUCAUUUCCUUCCAUAUUUCUCAACCCUUCAAGCUUAGACAAUCUUCAUCUUGUCAAUCUAUCCUCCCCUGAACAGUGGCCGUCGUCGUCAUCUGAUCCCCUGCUUCUUCCCGGCGUUCCGAUUCGUGCAAACACAUCUACUCCGGCGAGGGUUAUAUGUUUCGACAGGAAUUUCCACAGCAGGAAAGAAGUUUCUGCUGGUAUGAUUCAGGUCUCUUUAAAGGAGAAUCAACGUCAGAGGAGGGCAGAGGAGAGGGAGGAAGAGGAGGAGGAGAGUGGUAAGAAGAGGUUUAGGACAAGAUUCACAGGUGAGCAGAAAGAGAAGAUGAGGGAAUUGGGUGAGAGUUUGGGAUGGAGAAUGGAGAAGAAAGAUGAGGAUGAAGUUGAGAGAUUGUGUAGUGAAUUGGGAGUGAGUAAACAAGUUUUCAAGGUGUGGAUGAACAAUAGCAAACAAGCUAUGAAGAAGAUGAAACGAUUGUAA